AUGACCGACGAAUUACAGACCUCAUGGAUCCUGUCACGGAAUUCCGAGCUGACAGCAGAGCAGGAGCAGCAGGUGAAUGACAAGCUGGAGGCCCUGGGUCUGCCGAGGAGCCGCUACACAGACACCCCACAGGAUCCACAACAGUGCGGUGUUGCAGUCAACCAAUGCGACAAGCCUGCAGUCUCCCAGUUUAACGCCUCUGAGUACCUGGGCGUGUGGUACGAGAUCGCCAGGUUCGGACUGGCUCCCUUCGAGGCAGGAGCCCAGUGUGUCACGGCGGAGUACUCACUGGCUGGAGACAACAACGUGACCGUACACAACAGGAUGUACAACACGUCUGCAGGAGCCUUCAACGACAUCAUCGGCUGGGCCGAAUUUGAUGACCCUAAUUCUGGAGAGGCCAAACUCACAGUGCACUUCCCAGACGUACCAGUGGAAGCACCCUACUGGGUCCUGGACACAGACUACAAGAGCUACUCAAUCGUCUGGGCGUGCAGAGAGCCUACAGACGAAACCUCUAACAUUACCGAGACCUCGUGGGUGCUCUCACGGACAAGCGAGAUGUCCGGGGAGCUGGUGCAGCAGGUGAACGCCAAGCUGGAGGAACUGGGCCUGCCCCGCGACAGGUACACAGACACGCCUCAGGACCCUGCGGGCUGCAAAGUCGACAAUGGCAGCAACGGCGACGGUGGCGCUGCUGCGCUGGGGCCUGCGAUCGCACUCAUGUUGGCCGCCGCCAUCGCACUGCUCUUCUCCCUGUGA
Molecule: messenger RNA, 762 nt
Organism: Schistocerca americana (American grasshopper)
Lineage: Eukaryota; Metazoa; Arthropoda; Insecta; Orthoptera; Acrididae
Product: lazarillo protein-like
Exons: 5
Coding region: 1-762 (253 amino acids)
Molecular function (GO): pigment binding
Source: RefSeq, a predicted model, not a curated record